AAUGUAGCUUACUAGCCUUGCCAACCCAAUAGUUAAGAUCAGCCCUUUCCCCUUUCAGUUGAGCCGUUAGUCCAAAACUUUCAGAUGACCCAAUAAUUUUCAAAUGACGGCAAACCCAACCCAUUUCCGCAGCAACCUUUUUCUUUAAUUAUAUUGACCGCCCCAGCCAAACAACAACAUCUGAUUCAUAAUCAGGCUCAAUUCCAGUAUCCCCACCAGCCUAUUUACCUCUUUAUUCUCAAACAGACCAAAAUCAACCACCUGUGACCUGAUCCAGCUUAAUCCCCUUUACCCCCUUUAUCUUCUUCUCUUCAAACCAAGGGAAAACCAAAAACAGCUGUAAUACUACGACACCACCACCUUUAUCGACAACACAAGCAACCAACAAUGGCAAAAACCCGAAUCCAUCAACCCGAUAACCCGACUCCACCAGCCCCAACCGUUUUGUUUUCUCUCCACACGCGUCAGAAAGACGAGAAAGGAAUCCAAGAAAAAAUUAGUCUCAAAUCUUCUAGAACGAGCCUAGGUGUCAUCCCCAACGGUUUAAUCCCGUGUUUCUCAAACAAGAUUGUACGAUUUUGUACAAAGUUGGAUGAUUUUCAUUGAUUCUUGGAAAGAAUCCGUUUUGCCUAAAUUGUAUUAGUCCAUCUAUCAAAUUUCUCCAAAAAAAAAAUCCAAAGUUGGUAUGUUUUGGGCUCGAAAACGAGGCUGUGAGAGGAUGGGAAUCUGAAUUUCGAAUUUCUCUUUUUUUUUUAAUCACUAGAUUACCCCCAAUUCGUCCCAUAUAUAAGGAUCCAUUGAGUCACUUUGAUGGGGGGAUUUUUUUUGAGACGGGCCUCUCCUCCUUCUUUCUAGGUUCACAACCUUAGAGGUAAAGGGACUCUAACUGGGAGGUUUGGAAAAUUUCGCAGAAGUAUCGAGGGUUUUGGGGUAGAAAAAUUUUAGGGGAAAACUUCUUAAAUUAGGAAAUUGAUAAAGAGGGCUAAGUUCAGAAACCAAAGGGGAAGUUUCCAGAGAAACGAAACAAAGUUUUUAGUAUAGGUGUCUUUGGUUGACGAUCACUUCGUGCUUUCGUGGUCACCGUGUUAAACUUUCUAGUGGUGUUGAAAUUCUUUCGUCAGCUCGACAACCCAUUUUGCUGCUCCGAAACAGGUGAGACCACACUGAAUAUGAUUCAUUUGGGCGCGGCAACAAUUUUUGGGAGUCUGAGCGACAUAGCUUUGAAGCAACAAGAUUUGAUAGGGCCCUUUCUUGUUUCAGAUAAUAAUAGCACAUGUACUGUGAUGAUUAUAUAGCAUAUGUGAUUUACUUCAUCACAGGUAGAUGGGCAUUUGUUUUUUACUUCAAUCAUUUUCAACAAUGGUCUAGAUUCCAUCAUUUUCAUUAUUGAUUAAGAUGACCAAAAAUGAUUAAAAAAAGACUUGACAGGUCAAUAAAUUUUAUUUAUUAAAAUAUUUCAUUCUUCUUUCUUUCUUGCUGUUGGUGGCCUUUCAUGUUCAUCUUUAGCCAACUUGUCAUGAGCAUCUAAAAACACUCACACAAAAGUAGAAGCCUUUCAACUGCAAAACUAUACUACUCUGACAAGAUUUCUUUUGAUCCAAUAGCUUACUCUCUUUUCCGGGGUUGGUUCUAUAGCUAAACUUCAUAUUGGAAAAAGGUAAGAUCAUGUUCAAAGUCUCUUCUUUUCUGGUUUUCUCUACCUUCUACUAGAGAUUUCAUUUUUCAUUACGACUCAAAGAUAUAAUUGAAAUAUUUUUCUUUUGUUUGUAAUAACAUGAUGGGGUUGGAAAAGAAAAUGAUAAAAAUGAUCCCUUCUGUUUGGGGUAGGUCUCUUGUAGAUACUUCUAAGUAGUUUUGAUCCAUUUGGAUUUGUUAAAGUGAGAAGUCAAUGCAUUGUAUAUUAAUAAUCUUGGAAUUCUAAAUAGAUCUAGCUAUUUGAUUCGUCUUUUUGUUGUUCACCUUUCAACUACUUCUCCAUCCUAUUACUUCAACCUGUCCCACAAAAAUAUGUCGAAAGGUAAGAAUAUGGUGAAGGUGUAUUAAUCAGUGGUCUCGGGAUGUGGUGGGAUGAAUGAGAAUUCAGACUUUAAUUUGAGUUUGGUGAUUGCAUGCAAUGGUUUGCCUAGCGGGCUAUGGCUCGUAACAUGUCAGUCUUAGCUUCAGAAUUUGGGGUUGUGACAUGAUCCCCACCGUAGUCAUUAGGUUAAUAGUGUCUAUGUAACUCAACACUGUCAAUAAAACUGUAGGACGACAUCAUCCAUAUUCACAAACUAACAAUCACAAGGGGCCACAAGUGUUUGUUGUACCUAGUCUUACCAUGUAUUUUUGGAAGAGGCUGCUCCGUGACCUCCUAACAACAACUUUAAUAGUUACUGUUCUGAUUGUUGUAGUAGAAAUUGGCAAUGUUAAAAGAUGUCUACAGUGUUUUAAUAUAAUCCAUAUCACUUGUAUAAUAAAUAGCUUACUUGUCUAUCUUACACCAGAUAUUUCAUUUUUCAUAAUAAAUAUAUUCUUGGAGUUGGAUCUAGUGUGCUUACCAGAAUGUAGAGGAGAGAUAAGAUUGUCCAGAGGAUUUCUAGUUUUCUCUAUCUUCUACCAGGGAUUACUAUUGCUAUGUAAUUUUAUUUUUUAUUUUUUGGUAACAACUGUGAAAUAUUACCAUUACUCCAAAAUUUCUCUGAUUUUGUACAAACUAAAGAGCACCUGUAAGUUAUGAGGCCUCAGGACAUGCUACCAAAGAAAAACAAAACAACUCCUACAGGCAAGGUAAACUCAAUCUUAAUACUAGAAGAACUAUGAGAAAUUAAACACUACCCACAACCCAGCUUGAGCAAUACAUCUUUUACAUUCUCAACUUUUUUAUUUGCUUGCAGUACUCCCAACCUAUCCCUCACCUCCUCUUGAAUUUGUGUGAUCGUGAAUUGUGUGUUUACAUGUAUCUGUCGAAAUAUCCUCCAGUUCCUUGCUUUCCAUGUGUGGUAUAUCAUGGCCCCCCAAACAGCCACCAUUAUUUCCUUCUUCAUUUUUCUCCAUUUUCUCUGUCCCCACCAUAUUAGACUAUUAGGUACAUCCCUAUUGACCAUAUGCACACCCAUCCAUUGUGAUACCCAUCUCGAACCUCAGUAACCCUAGCACAUUCAGCAAACAGAUGUUGUGGAGUUUCUAACACACCUGCGUUACAUAGACAACAAUUCUCCUCUUCUACGGGCAUUUUCAAUCAUAGCAUCCUAGCCUUGUUUAGUAGCCUAUUUUGGUUUGCUAACCAAAUAAUGAAUCUGUGCUUUGGCUGCAUAAACCUUUUCCAUACAAGAUUAGCUACUCUCAACCUGUUAUGCGUCCCUAACAUUUCAUUAUAGCUCCUUGUUACCGAGUAAAUCCCAUUCUUUGUUAGCUUGUACCUCGUAUCCUGAUACCAUCCAGCCAUAUCCUUUUUUAGAGCCAUUAGCUUCCUCCAAUGCCAACUACAAUCACCUAGAGGAUUGUGUCCAUACAUUCAUAUGUUGUUUUAUAUAGACCCCGUGUACCCAUCUAACCCAUAAAACAUCUUGUUUCUCUGAUACUUGCCACAACAAUUUACCCACUCAUGCUUCAUUCCACUUCCUACACCUUUUUACAUUGAGGCCACCAGAUUUCUUGGGUAUACAAAUCUUGUCCCAUGCCACUAAUGGUGUUUUCCUGCGAUCUUCUGAACUUCCCCACACAAACUCUUUACACUUCUUGUCGACGGCCUUUAACAUACUUUGUCGAAGAAUAAAGACAGCUCCCCAAAAAUUGCAGAUGGAGAAUUAGACUACAUUAACUAUUUGUAGUCUACCUGCAUAGGAUAGUUUCCUAGUAUAAGCAUGAUUUAUUCUAUCAAAGCUGGUGACAUUCCAUUUUUCUCUACUUCUUGGAUGUUAAUGGCAAACCAAGAUAUCUUAUUGGUAACUGGCCUAUAGACAAUCCUGUCUAGACCUCUUCUGUUAUUCCAGCCAAGAAUAUGUUUGUCUUCUCCACAUUAGCCAUUAGCUCGGUAGUUUGACUAAAGUGAUCUAAAGCCUCCAAUACCCUUUGAAUAGACUUUACCUCUCCUUUAUAGAAUAUCAUGAGAUCAUCCGCAAAAAUUAGGUGUGUCAACCUGAGUUCCUGUCACAUGGGGUGAAAUUUAAAAUCAAAAAGUUCGCUCAUUUUCCUGAGUGUUCUAGUUAAGUACUCCAUCACCAAUACAAAGAGCAAAGGAGAUUAUAUCUCCUUGCCUAAGAUCCUUCUUCCCUUGAAAGUAUCCAUGCCCAUCUCCAUUAACCUUAACUGACAAUCUUGUUGAAGAUAUACACAUCAUAACCAUUUGAACAAAAGAUUGAGGAAAUCCAUAUCCCUUCAAGACCUCUUCUACAAAUUUCCAACUUACCAUGUCAUAGGCUUUCCACAAGUCGAUCUUCAUCAUGCAUGUUUUUCUCUUGUAAUGCCUCAACAAAUCAUGGCAUAUUAGAACAUUAUGUACUACGGACCUCCUCUUUACAAAAGCAGUUUGUUGAUCUAAGACUAUACUUGGCAAAACUACCUUAAGCCUUUCAAACAACACCUUUGAGACAUACUUAUAUAAUACAUUGCAACAUGAUAUUGGCCUAAAUUGUCCUGCUAUUUAUGGUACUUUCACUUUAGGUAUAAGUGCAAUCAUAGUAGCAUUCAUCUGCUUUAAUAAUUUGCCAUUCCUCAAGGACUGUAGCACCGCAUUAGUAAUAUCUUUACCUACAAUACUCCAUGCUGCCUUGUAGAACCCACUACCAAAGCCAUCUGGUCCCGGACUCUUAUUGGUAUCAAUUCUAAACAUGGCUUUUUUAACCUCUUUCUCUAUAUACCCCUUUACUAGAUCCAACUACUGCUCUAAAUAGAGUAGUUGUCCAUAUCUAAUAAAGCUUCUCGUUGUUGCGAUUCUUCUGACAUUCAUAUCCAACAACUCCUGAUAAAAAUCCACCAUUACUUUGGCUAUACCAUCUGGUGUGUUUUGGGUCACUCCAUGCUUGUCCUUUAUCUGCAUUAUUGCCUGCUGUAGAUUCUUAUGUUUAAUUACAGAGUAGAAAUAUUUUGUAGUGUCGUCACUAAGUUGAAUCCAUGUGGCUUUGCUUCUUUGUUGUAAAUAUAUUUCAGCAAGAUACGAAGACCUCCUGAAUUUGUCAUACUUCUCCUUUUCCAUUUGUUUCAGUCCUAGGUUAUUAGGAUCAUUAUACAGGGCCUGUUGUGCUUCAUCUAGUGUGUCUCUAUCCUCAUCAACCACCUUAAGGAUGUUAUUAAAAUAUUGCUUAUUGAGAUCCUUUAAAUGUUGUUUUAAUAACUUCAGCUUCUUCAUCACUUGAAACAUAAGGCAUCCUUUAAUUUCUUGUCUCCACACUGCCUCCACCUUUUCCAUAAACAUUGGAUGGCUAGCCCACACAUUGCAAUACUUAAAUUGCCUGUUCUUUCUACUCCUUGUCGUAAUCUGUUCAAUUUUCAUAGGACAACGAUCACUGAUGCCCUCAUUCAUAAAUAUAGCAGUGUAGUCAUGCAUCCUGUUUAGCCAAAGAUUAUUCACAAACACCCAAUCAAUCUUGGAAUACACUCUAUCAAUGCCAUUUUUGUCACUCCAAGUGUAUCUAUUUCCCUGAGGAGGUAGCUCUAGCAGCUCACAAGUAGUAACACAUACAGGGCUUCCCCCUUUUCUAUCAUCCAAGUUAAGUAUUGAAUUAAAAUCCCCCAUCACAAGCCAUGGGUCAUUACAUCCCAUCCUUAACAUCUCCAGGAACUUCCAUAGCUCCUUUCUUUCUACUCUACUAUUCAUACCAUAUACCAUAGUCAAUAGAAAUGGCACAAGUUUACUAUUUUGAGUCACUUGACAAGUUAUUGCCUGAGCAUUACCACUUAACUCCACCACAUGGUAAAUAUCUGGUCUCCCAGACAACCAGAUUCUACCAUUAUAGUGGUAUUGUAGGUUAGUUAUAUAUUCCCAACCACCAAACAUUGUCCUUGCAGUCUCUUGUAUAUUGCCAACCUUUAUUUUUGUCUCCACCAACCCUAUUAAACCAACCCUCUCUCUAUUGCAAAGGAUAUUUACCUCCCUUUGCUUACUGGGGCUAUUUAGACCCCUAAUGUUCCAACAUAAGAUGCUAUCCAUUCCCUUUACUGGGAAUCGUUUGUUUCCCUCUAUUGUACCUCCCUUUCCCUGUAUUUGUAGACUGUUUACUGUGUCCAACUAUACUUUUAUUCUCCUGAUGUAGUGCCAGGAAUGCAUUCUUACCCAGCUUUAUUUGCACUUGCUUUUGAUUCCUUUAUUGAGCUGCAGUACCCUUCAUUGUCUUUACUGGUGUAAUCCACUUCGUUCUGACCAGCUUUCUGUGAGAACUAGGCCCUCCUUCCUCCACCGUUGCUGACUUUUGUAACAUUUUUUCAUUCCCUCGAGCUACAAUAUCUUCCUCCACUAUUUGAUCUGUCUCUCCAGUGCCCUGUUCGUCAGUUAAUUUUUGAACUGGUUUCUUUUUCCAACAGUCAUCUUCAGCAUGCCCGUACUUCUGACAGAAUUUGCAUAUGAUAGGUCGCCACUCAUAUUGUACCUUUUGUUCAACCAGAUCACCUUUCUCAUUUCUAAACAUCACCUUCUAUGGCAACUCACUGUCAAUAUCUACUUCAAUAAGUAGCUUAGCAAAUUGCAACCCCUGUUUCUUCUCGGUGUGACUGUCCACCAUUAACGGUAGACCUAUUAAACUUCCAAUCUUGCUCAGACCAACAGGACUCCAAUACUUUAAAUCUAGUCCCAGUAGUUUCACCCAAAUUGGCACCGAUUGAAGUUCUUCUUUAGUAAACUCCAUAUCCGGAGAUCAUGCCUUCACAAUAAACGGCUUAUUGUCAAAGUGGUAUAUACCACCUUAUAUUGCUUCAUCUUUACCAUCUGCCGAGUUGAAUUUAACUAGAACAAUUCCAUUUUUCAUUGUUACGACCUUGUUAAUUCCCCACUUCGACCAUAUCCGUUGUAUGAAUCCAUUCAAAACUGCAAAAGGGGGAUGUGCCCCUAACACGUAGCAUACCACAGAAUUUUUCCAAAAUUCAAUCUCAGUACUAAUGUCACCCAUGUCAAUUGAACAAACAGGUGUUGUGCCAUGUACUGUAGGCGCAACAUAUUCAAGCUUAAACCCCGCAUUAGACAGCUUCGUGAUAUCGAAUUUCUCCCAGAUUGAUGGUUUCCGCACCAGCUCAUCCUCAGCUUCAACCUCGUCAUCCCAGGACCUGCGGCUAUUUCCACUACAUACUGCUGACCAUUCUUCGCUCAAUUUCUGUGCAUCCAUUCGUAACUCCUCCCUAGGGGUUGUAGCUCCCCUAGGUUGUGAUCCUACCUUUGCUACUUUCUCCUCUUCAUUAAUCACCUCAAUUCCCUUUCCUGCUGAGCCAUCCUUCGAUUUUGAGUUUGCAAUUCCAUGACCUUUCUGUGAAUUGUGCUCUUAGCAGGGGUAGAAGUCCCUACCACUCUUCCUGCAUUCCUUUUCUGAGUACCACCACCUUUUGCCGUUACUCCCUGUGCCAUUAAUGCCUUCUGUGAGGGGAAACGAGCUCUCUUUCCCAUGGAUGCGCACGUUAUGCUAACUUGCGCUCAGAGAGACUCAUAUCCUGCGCUACUCCCUAUGUAAUUUUAUUCUCCUCAAAAACUUUUUAUAUAUCAGACCCUCAGAAUUUGAAAGGAAGAGAACUUGAAAGACGCCUACAGUCACAGAAAAUGAAGGAGAAAGAGAAAACAACUUUGUGGUGUCUUUUUCUGCUCUUCGCAAGGACGUUGUCAAUGUUCUGGAUUUCAUGGAGAGGUUAAAGAAUGAAGAAGAUCAAAAUGCUGUUGGCAUGGCCGAUCAAAUUGAAAAGCUGUGGCAUGGCCGAUCAAAUUGAAAAGCUGAAACGUCAUCUGGCAUUUAUUUGUACAUAUGUCCAGCUUUCUCAUUGUGAUUUGGAAGAGUUUGACGAUGAAAUGGGCGAUGAUUCAAGACAAGAGGUUGAGAAUCUUCUUGAACAAAUUUUGGAUGAGGUUGACAACAAUGUCAGGCGUAAAUACAACAUGGAUCAUGUCCUUCCAAGCCUCAUGGAUAAUAUCGAUGAUUGUAUCAGCUCGUGUUAUCAUUCUACAUCAAGUGCCACCAUGACAGAGUAGCAGUUGAACUUCCUCCUCCUGAAUCUCCAGUGUCUAUCCAUGUAUCUUGCUGAACAUAUUUUUCCAUUAGAGAUUCUGUAUGAGAUUCUUAAGAAUGUGUCUGGUAACAUGAAAGAUUUCCAUGGGCUGACAGUAAAUGGUUGCGCUGAGCACGAGAUUGUUGAAUAUGUCUUGCCUCAGCUUCAAUCUAUGGCUGAGAGAGUUGGACUCUUCCUUUGGAAUGGUUGAACUGGUGGAGACUCUCGACUCUUCAAGCUAGCACAUCUACUCAUGAAGAUUAUUCCAAUUGAACUGGAGGUGAUGCACAUAUGUUAUGCAAAUUUAAAAGCUUCACCAUCAGUUGAAGUUGGACGCUUUAUCAAGCAGCUCUUAGAAACCUCUCCAGACAUUCUUAGAGAAUAUCUGAUUCAUCUACAAGAGCACAUGGUAACAGCUAUUACCACAAGGACUCUAGGGGCUCGAAACAUUCAUGUCAUGAUAGAGUUCCUAUUGAUUAUUCUUACUGUGACCAAGGGCCUUAUUCAUCAUGACAAAUUAUUUGAUCUUUUGGCACGUGUUGGAGCACUUAUCAAGGAGGUAUCAACUCUCGUUCCUGACUUGGAAGAAAAAUCGAGGAAUGAAGAGAGUACCGAUGAAACAAGACGUGCAACUCGAGACUUGCUGGAAGAAACCAUUGAACUCGUCAAGGAUGAUCUAAAAUAUGUUUAUAUGAAAGCCCCAGACCCAUGUCAAUGGUGCUUCCCCAUGAGUGAUGGACCGCUCUUUAUGCAUAUGCUACAGAUACACUUAAAUGAUUUGCUAGAUUCCAAUGCUUAUUCAAUUUCAUUGAUAAAGGAAGAAAUUGAGUUGGUGAAAGAACACCUAGAAUUCAUAAGAUCAUUCUUCGUGAAUGUUGAACAAAGACUGUAUAAAGAUCUAUGGGCACGUGUGUUAGAUGUUGCAUAUGAGGCAAAAGAUGUCAUUGAUUCAAUUAUCGUAAGAGAUAAUGGGCUCUUACAUCUUAUUUUCUCACUUUCCAUCACUAUAAAAAUGAUCAUCCUUAUCAACGAAGAUGUCACCCAAUUACUGGAGAAAAAGAGCCUCAUUGUUGUGAACUCUCCCAUGAAUCCAGAUGAAAGAAAGUCAUUGACAACUGGUAAAAUAAUUGUAGGUUUUGAGGAGGAGACAAACUGGUUAAUUACUAAGCUCACCAGAGGACCGAAGGAUCUAGAUGUCGUUUCAAUCACUGGUAUGCCCGGUUCGGGAAAAACUACUUUGGCAUACAAAGUAUACACUGAUGAAUCAGUUUGUAGUCAUUUCGACAUUCGUGCAUGGUGCAGAGUCGACCAAGAAUAUGACGAGAAGAAGUUGCAGGUGAAAAUUUUUAAUCAAGUUUCUGGCUCGGAUUGGAAGUUCAGCAAGGAAAUUGAUGUUGCUGAUAAGCUGCGGAAACAAUUGUAUGGAAAAAGGUACCUAAUUGUGCUGGAUGAAGUGUGGGAUACGACUACAUGGGAUGAUUUAACAAGACCUUUCCCUGAAGUUGAGAAAGAAGGAAGAAUUAUUUUGACGACUCGACAAAAGGAAGUGGCUUUUCAUGGAAAGGGCAACACUGAUCCUCUUAACCUACGAUUGCUAAGACUAGAAGAAAGUUGGGAGUUAUUAGAAAAAAGGGCAUUUGGAAACAACUGUUGCCCAGCUGAACUAUUGGAUGUUGGAAAACAAAUAGUCCAAAAUUGUAAGGGACUUCCUUUGGUUGUUGAUCUGAUUGCUGGAGUCAUUGCAAGUUUGGACAAGAAAAGGGUUGUGUGGCUUGAAGUUCGAAAUAAUUUGAAUUCCUUCAUUUUCGGCAGUGAAGUGGGUGUGAUGAAGGUUAUAGAAUUAAGUUAUGACCAUUUACCUCAUCACUUGAAGCCAUGCUUUCUCUACCUUGCAAGUUAUCCGAAGGACAGUGCAAUGGAUAGAGAUAUGUUGAAAAUGUAUUGGCGUGCUGAAGGGUUUGUUGAACAGAUAGGGAUGAAGAGUGUGGACGAAGUGAUGGAAAUUUAUUUGGAUAAUUUAAUUUCCGGUAGUUUGGUAAUUGCUUUCAAUGAGAUAGGUGGUUACCCUACUUACCAACUACAUGAUCUUGUGCAUGACUUUUGUUUGAUAAAAGCAAGAGAGGAAAAGUUGUUUGGCCAGAUAAGUUCAAGUGAUCCAUCUUCUUCUUCAGAUAUGAUGCAACGUAUUGUGGACAUUUUUUAUGAUAAGGAGCACUUUGAGGAUAACUAUUUCAUCCUGUUUAGUUCAAAAAUGAAAAGGCAUUCUGGUAAACACCUCUAUUCUUUGGAGAUAACUGGAGACGAGAUGGAAGAUCGUCUUUCUGAUGCAUGUCACCUAAGAGACUUGAGGCUUCUUAGAGUGUUGAUCCUGGGAAGCUCUUUUAUGAUGGUGAAAGAUUCUUUGCUGAAUGAAAUGGGCAUGUUGAAUCAUUUGAGGUGCUUAAGCAUUGGGACAGAAGUUAGAUCUCUGCCUUCAUCGUUCUCAAAUCUCUGGAAUCUAGAAACCCUGAUGGUUGAAAACAAAGGAUCAACCUUAUUCCUAUUACCGAGUAUUUGGGAUCUUGUAAAGUUGCGACUGCUAUCCAUGAUUUCUUGUUCUUUCUUUGAUUUGGAUACAAAUGUACCGAUACAGAUAACAAAGGACUCAAAGUUAGAGAACUUGAGAGUAUUAGAGAACCUCAUGCUUUCCUAUUCCAAAGAUAUAGAGGAUAUUUUCAUAAGGUUCCCCAAUCUUCAAGAGCUUGUAUUUAUUCUCAAGGAAUCAUGGGAUUAUUCAACAAAGCACUAUUGGUUCCCGAAAUUGGAUUUCCUAACUAAACUAGAUUUCCUCAGAGUAGAUUUUGAAAGUUCAAACACAAAUGACAGUGGGCCCUCUGUAGUGAAAAAUUGGUCGUGCUAUUUUCACUUGCCUUUGAAUUUGAAAAAAUUGUGGUUGUAUAACUUUCCUUUGACGUCCAAUUCACUAUCAACAGUAGCAAGACUGCCCAACCUUGAAGUGUUGUUCCUUAUGAGAACAAUCAUGCAAGGGGAUGAACGGAACAUGGGGGAGGAAGACACCUUUGAGAAUCUCAAGUUUUUGUAUUUGGAUGAAGUGACUCUUGCUACAUGGAAAGUAGGAGAGAAUACCUUUCCCAUACUUGGGAAAUUUGAACUGAGGGGAUGUCAUAUGCUUGAGGAGAUUCCUCCUAGUUUCGGCGAUAUUUGUUCGUUGAAAAUCAUCAAACUUGAAGAGAGCCCUCAACUUGGAGUUUCUGCUAAGAAGAUUAAACAAUACGUUGAAGAUUUGGGAGGGGACGAGCUUCAGGUCCUGGGCCCGAAUAAUAUGCCGUUAUUCAAGUAGCUCUUAAGAACCACCAGAACAGGUUCUUCUCUAUUCUUUUGUUUCUUCUCUUAUUGUUAGUCUCAACUGCACUGUUUGUUUGUGAACUUUCAUCACACUAAGCUUAAGGUAAUUAGGAAAAUCAACAGGGCUUGUGUGUGUGUAAAUUAACGUAGUCGGAUAACGUUUUGUGAAAACAUCGUGGGAUGACAUUAAUCAAUAUUUGUAUGACUAUAUAUGUUUCUUUCUUCAGUUUCUUGUAUUCUUUCUUGUUCCAUCUUAUAAAGUUUUAUGCACAAUUUAUACAUCAGAUCCUGAGAACAUUGAAAGGAAGGGUAGGAUAAGUUACUUUGGAACAAUCGUGGAAAGAGGAAAAGAAAAUGAAGGAGUCUGAGAGAAGGAGAAAACAAACAACUCAUCGGUACGUCUCUAUUUGAAACAAUCAUGGAAUCGCUAACUCUGAUAUGAUGAGCAAGAAGUAAGUCAAACAAAAGGUACUGAAAUCAUUGAGAAAUUCCAAUGCAACAAGAAGUGGGAUAUUUGCGUGCAAAGAGUUUGAAUUGUGAUGCUGAGUGGUUGAAUUUUGAUACUGGGGCCUACUUUUCUGGCAUACAGGCUGAUCUUGAUGGAGUUCAGAUAAAUGUGCAUUAUGCUUUUGGGAUGGUGGUGGUUAUGUUGAAGAAAUCGGUCUUGAGGAUAUUACCGCCUAUCGUAAGGACCUUGAGGCCUUAGGGCAUUUCCUUAUGCGCAAGAACCGAAUGAAUCCUUGACAGAGCAAGGCCUUGUAGCUAUCUGCGCGGGCUUCCCUAAGCUCCACUCAGUUCUAUACUUCUGCCACAAAAUGACAAAUGCCGCCUUAGUUACUAUUGCAAGGAACUGUCCUAACGUGAUCCGAUUUUGUGUGUUUAGUCAAGCCUCAGUCUCCUGAUUACCUAACCCUUGGACCGCCGGAUGCUGGUUUUUGGGCCAUCGUCCAUCACUGCAAGGGAUUACGACAACUUUCCCUUUCUGGUCUCCUACAGAUCAUGUGUUCUAUUACAUCAAGGACCAUGCUAAGAAUCUGGAGAUUUCAUAUAUCUAGGCCUCCACAGCGUCCUCUCCUUGGAGAUCAAAGACUGCUCCUUCCGCGACAAGGCUGUUGGUCAAUGCUGCAAGGAUGGAGACUAUGCGGUAUCUUUGGAUGUCUUCUUGUUCAUUAAGUUAUGGAGCAUGUUUGCUUAUAGAUCAGAAGUUGCCAAGGGUUAGGGUCAUCCGGACACGAGACCAGAAAGUUUCCCAAUUGAGAAACUCUUCAUAUACAGGACAGUGGCAGGAUGGAGGUUCGACAUGACUGAUUCCAUUUGGACUGUGGGUGAAGAUCCAGCAGCAUCAACUUCAUAUAGAAACAGGUAUUGAUCCAUGGUUCUACAUAGGAAAACUGCAGUUAUCAGUUCUACGUUGAUCUUUCUCCGCACGUUUUUGCUCGAGCCCCUUGUGUAUGUUUAGCGUGCUGGUUGUAGUCGGCGGAACAUGGGAGCUAAAGGUUAUUGAAGAAGGCUUUUGAACCUCAUACACUAUCAAUUGUAGUUCUUGUCUCGAAAUUCUAAAUAUGUAUUAAGUUUAACACAUUUGGAUCAAUCGCCGGCAUCAAUUGCCACCACCAUUAGCCACUAUUGUUGACCACUAUGAUCACUAGCUAUUACAUAGCCACAAGGACCACCAUCACCCAAUACCACCACCAGCUCCGGUAGGCACACACAACCACCACAGUUAGCCAUCACCACCACUAACACCAUAUAGUAUUAUUAAUUAGUAUUGUUUGGUUUAACUUGACACGGAGUUUAAGCAGAUAAAUAAGAUUUUUGAACAUUAUGGUCUUAAA
This is a messenger RNA of Capsicum annuum, 13337 nucleotides long. RefSeq names its product putative late blight resistance protein homolog R1B-13. The transcript has 5 exons. The coding region runs from base 8411 to 11497 and encodes 1028 amino acids. Gene Ontology annotation, molecular function: ADP binding. Gene Ontology annotation, biological process: defense response to other organism. NCBI's taxonomy places the organism in Eukaryota, Viridiplantae, Streptophyta, Magnoliopsida, Solanales, Solanaceae. The record is from RefSeq and is a predicted model, not a curated record.